AUGUCAUGUUGUUCACAUCAUCGUCAUCAUCAUCAUCAUUAUUAUUGUUAUGAGGAUUCAUUCUUUCAAGAACAACUUGAUUUUUGUGAUCCAUGGUUCGAUGAUUUCGAUGUAUCUGAUUCAGUUUUUUGCGCGACACCAGAUAAUGUUCGAUGGAUCACUAAACCAAAAAAAUUCACAUCCACAUCAACUAGCGUACCUACUACUACUAAUACUAGUGAUGAUGAUGAUGAUGAUGAUGACGUAAGUCUUGCUACAAUAAGUCGAGCAACAGAUGCUGAAAAAUUUUGUGUUGAACUUAAUGUUGCUGGAUUUAAUCCUGAAUCGAUCAAAACAAAGGUUGAUGGUCGAAAAGUUAUUGUUGAAGGUAAUGAAGAAGAUCGUGAUGAAAGUGGUGAUUUUACUAUUCGACAAAUUCGAAAAACUUAUGAUCUUCCUGAAAGUGCUGAUAUUACACAGUUACGUUCGUAUGUCACACCAGAGAAUAUGUUGACUAUUGAAGUACCUAUUGUAAAUCCCGAACCUGAACGUCGUACUGAAGAAACAGACGAUGAUAAUGAAAGUUUAGCACAAUUUGGCGAAUCUCUUGAUCCCUCAUUUGAUUAUGCUGGUUUUCUGAGUGGUCCAGGUUUUCAACCUCGUAUUGUUGAUAUUGGUGAUAAUCAAAAAGAAUUACAAUUUGAAAUGGAAAUGAAAAAUUAUCGACCAGAAGACAUAAAAGUCACCGUAAGAAACAAUGAUGUUAUCAUCAAAGCUCAAUAUAAAUAUAAAAAUGAUAAAUCUACAGAACGAUCAACUUUUUUUAAAUCAAUAACUGUACCACCUGGAACACAAAUUGAGCAAUUAAAAACAGAUUUACUGGAAGAUGGGCAAUUAAAAAUUACGGCACCAUUUAUACAACAAAACUAA
Adineta steineri is the source of this 909-nucleotide messenger RNA. NCBI's taxonomy places the organism in Eukaryota, Metazoa, Rotifera, Eurotatoria, Adinetida, Adinetidae. The record is from the annotation of a GenBank genome assembly.